AUGUUCAGCUUCACCGGCUUGUCGGAGGAGCAGGUGGGCAAGCUGCGCGACCAGUGGCAUGUCUACAUGACCAAGAAUGGUCGCAUCAGCAUGGCCGGGUUGAACACGAAGAAUGUAGAGUACUUCGCCAAGGCGGUGGACAGUGUGGUCAGGGAGACGAGUUCGUAGGGGUAGAUAGAGAGGCUAGGAAUGGCGACUGAUAGAAGGGCAAAGCUCUCAUGGACUCGAGAUGAGAGCAUGCGUGUCAAAUAAAGUGAUCCGUUUACACUCGUCAGUGCCAAAGAGAAUCAUCCAAUGUACAUUAAACCCCGAGCCAAAAGUUCGGGAUAUCACGAUUUCCUUUCUGCCUUCAUCACCCACCCCCCACCACUCAAGUUCAAACUGCCCGCUCUCUGUCGCGUUCGUGUGGCGAGAUGAGUUGGGGAGACAUCCCCUGGCCGUCGCAGCCAAGCCUCAAAUGUCCGGGACUGUCCUCACCCAACCAGACGGGAGGCAUAUCUCACACUGGCUUUCCUCGACCCGCUGACAUGUAUGUUUCCACGGUAGGGGUGCUGAGUUUCCAUUCACUCGGCCAGGUGGGUGCAUCGCGCACGUCGCGAGCGAAGCCGUUUCGCUCCUCAGGGAGAUCCGCUCGAGGGUGGGCGAGCGAAUUCGACGUCGAGAUGUGCGCGAGCGAAUUCGAUCGUCCUGGGGAUAUAGAAAUGGCUGUUCCUCCCUUUUCCUCUGCCAGGUCGUAUCUCAAACUAGAUCAAUCACAAGCCUCCGUCAAUCAAUCAUCCAACCAACCAUCAAUCACAAGUCCACCCAACCAACCAACCAAUCACCAUGACCCGCAAAGCAAGCGUCGCCUCCCUCACCCGCAACGCCUCCACCAAACACAAGACGACGCACAACCGCUUCGCCAGCCUGAAAGACGAGUAGGACGUCUACGAGCGGCGCGCCCACUUCGCCGAGCUGCCCAUGGCCAACGUCUUCGCCGGCCUGCGCGGCCUGCAGUACAACGCGUGCCGGCGCAAGACGGGCGCGGCGUUCAUGGCGGAGAUGAUCGAGCUGUGGGGGCGGCUGAUUGUGGAUUUUCAGGAGGCGUUUGAUGCGCUGUCUUGAGGGUGAGUCUUCGCGCCUGCUGAUGGUUGUUUGUUGUGCUGAUGGUUGUGAAUUGUAGGCUUUUGACCGGAUGCAGGGUGGAUGGAUGGUUCGGUAGAUCUCGAAGGGAUUAUC
This is a messenger RNA of Neohortaea acidophila, 1218 nucleotides long. RefSeq lists its product as uncharacterized. The record is from RefSeq and is a predicted model, not a curated record. The transcript has a single exon. NCBI's taxonomy places the organism in Eukaryota, Fungi, Ascomycota, Dothideomycetes, Mycosphaerellales, Teratosphaeriaceae. Bases 414 to 1091 code for a protein of 225 amino acids.